AUGGCGGAGAAGAAGAAACAACCACUGAGCCUCAAUGAGCGUCACAACCGGCUCCUCCAAGACCUCUCCGCUUCUCAAUCUCGCCCCCAGUCUUCAAUUCCUCCUCCUCCUACUGGGAAAAUGAUGGAAUCGAAGGUCAAGCUCGAAGGUAGACGCCGUCUCUGUAAACAUUCAUCCAGAGAUAGCGGCUACAGCGACGAUGUUCCUAAGUUCUCGGGAAUCGCUGAUUUUGAUUCUCCUUCUCCAGAUGAAACAAAACCAUCAAAGAUCGAGCUUGAAGGCUGUAGCAUUUUUGGAAGAGAUGAUGAUGAUGAUUGUGAGCACAAGCCUACGUUAAAUAGACCCAAUUUUUCUGAAAUUAUUGAUUUUGAUUCUCAUCCUCUAGGAGAAAAGUCGUCACAAGGAAGCACAGAGGCCAUAGCUUCAUCCAGGCAGAAUGGUAAAGAAGAGAAGAAGCAAAUGAAGGUAAAGGUUCAAGGAAGACGACGGCUCUGCAAGGCUCCAUGCACAGGUGAUAAUGAUGAUGGAGAGCCCAAGAAGAGAACUGAAAAUGAUGAGCCAAAAUUCUCUGGGCUUUCUGAUUUUGAAUCAUCACCUCCAGUGGAAAAUACAAUUAUGGAUAUUCUCAAUGAUUUAAGCUCAAGGCUUGAGACUCUAUCAAUCAAAAAGAGACAAGCUCCUAAAACUGUUGAUUGGAGGGAAGAUUCCUCCGUUAAAUUUUUUAACGAAGUGAAGAAUCAACAGAAAGAAGAGGAACUUCUGGGAUUUACAAGUGCUGCUUCUUCAUUUUCGCUAUCAUCCGAACCAUCCGAUUCCUCGUCGGGUGCAACUGAUGAGUCUAGGGUCAGAGCUGGUGUUAAUACAUUGGUGAAUGGGAAUGAAGAGGCAAAUGAUAUUCUAAGUGAUUCUGAGGGCAAAAUUUUUGUAGGUAGGGUCAACAAAAUCAAGAAUUUUGGUGGGAAAUCAGUGUGUACAGGACAAUCCAUUGGAUCCAAUGUUGCAGUCCAAGAAGAGGAUGAUGACGAUGAUGAAGAUUGUGUUGUUUUGAGUCAGAGAAAAGUUGUUAAAGAAGCGAAGAGUGGAAGUGGCAAGUUUGGGCAGUUAUCUGAUGAUUCUGAUGAGGUUGAUGUAUUGGAUGAUUACGGAGAUGAUUCUGUUUCAGGUGAUGAUGAUUCAAUUACAUUGAAAGGCCCUAAGUCAAUGUAUAAGUUACCUGGAAAAAUUUCAAAAAUGCUUUAUCCCCAUCAGCGUGAUGGUUUGAAGUGGCUUUGGUCUUUACAUUGUCAGGGAAAGGGAGGAAUCUUGGGUGAUGAUAUGGGUUUAGGGAAGACAAUGCAGAUUUGUGGCUUUUUGAGUGGAUUAUUUCACUCUUCUUUGAUCAAAAGGGCAUUAAUUGUUGCACCCAAGACACUGUUACCCCAUUGGAUUAAAGAGUUAUCCACUGUUGGCCUGUCUGAGAAGACGAGAGAGUAUUUUGGGACUUGUGCAAAAUCUAGGCAGUACGAGCUUCAGUAUAUACUUCAGGACAAAGGUGUUCUUCUCACGACUUAUGACAUCGUGCGGAAUAACAGAAGAUCUUUAUGUGGAGAUUAUUACUUCCAUGAUAAUAAUAGUGAGGAUGAGAUUAUAUGGGAUUAUAUGAUACUUGAUGAGGGGCAUCUCAUAAAGAAUCCAAGUACACAAAGGGCCAAAAGUUUACUUGAGAUACCUUGUGCUCAUCGUAUUAUUAUAAGUGGGACACCAAUUCAAAAUAAUCUCAAGGAACUGUGGGCCUUGUUCAACUUCUGUUGUCCUGAGCUUUUGGGUGACAAGAACUGGUUUAAGGAUAAAUACGAGUAUUUCAUUCUUCGUGGAAAUGAAAAAAAUGCAUCUGAUAGGGAAAAGUGUAUUGGCUCAACAGUUGCAAAGGACUUAAGAGAACGUAUUCAACCCUAUUUUCUGCGUCGUUUGAAAAGUGAGGUAUUUCAUGAAGAUGAUAGCACCACCACUGUGAAAUUGUCCAAGAAGAAUGAGAUUAUUGUGUGGCUAAGAUUGACCAGUUGCCAGCGUCAGUUGUAUGAAGCUUUUUUAAAUAGUGAGCUGGUUCUCUCAGCAUUUGAUGGCUCACCUUUGGCUGCGCUGACGGAUGCUUUAUAUGGGUUUUCACUUAAGGUGAAUCCAUUAGAAAUGCAGGAACUUAAAGUCGACUCCCAGCCUAUUUGGCCUGUAAAUCAGCAUUAUACUAGUAUUAGUCUAGAGUUCAUGACUUUAAGAAGUUAG
Ilex paraguariensis (yerba mate) is the source of this 2259-nucleotide messenger RNA. The record is from the annotation of a GenBank genome assembly. NCBI's taxonomy places the organism in Eukaryota, Viridiplantae, Streptophyta, Magnoliopsida, Aquifoliales, Aquifoliaceae.